AUGCUGAGUUCACGACAUCUGCGCGUAGACCAUGGGUCGCCGACUGAUACGCAUGCUGUCGAAACCACCAAAACAGAAACAAUACUCUCGCUUUUCCUCCUCCUCCUCCUCCUCCUCCUCCUCCUCCUCCUCCUCCCCCCCUCCGCCCCCCACAGGCUGCUAAAGUGAGUUCGCUCACUCUGGGAACCUCCUGUUGGCCAACACCUUUCAUCUGCUAAUGCGGAAGAAGUCCACUUGGAUGCACCCCCCGAUCGCGACGCCAACAGCUGUUGAACUAUGUUCGCGUCCGGCGGCGAGAUCGGCUGAGAGUGCUGAUGAUCAAGAAGAUCUGCGGCGCCGAUGGCCGGACGGACCACCACCUUGUCAUCUCCAAAAUGAGGCUCCGUAUGUAACCCAGCCGGAGGCCACAAGGUAGGCAAACCUCGGGUAAGCUGAUUACCGCUUUUGUGUACUUACCUGCUCUUCGUUUGCAUUUCAGCAAUCAACUGACCCAGCACCUGGAAAAACUGCUAGCUCUAGAUUAAAACGCCUCUGUGGAGACUCGAUGGUUUCAACCAUGGAACGGCGUUCAUUUGACCGCCCUGACUGCCCUCGGACUUGCACUUCGGCAGCACCAAGACUGGUUCGACAACAACGACGCAGUCAUCAGUAACCUGCUCGCCGACAACAGCAGGAUGCACAGAGCCUACCUCGACCGUCAAACAAUUUGACCUUCUACCAAUGUCGUCGUCUUGCGCAGCAACUGUUGCGAAAAUUGCAGGACUUUUGGAUGGCUCGCAAGGCCAAGGAAAUCCAGGGAUGUGUCGACCACAACGAAUCAAAUAAUUUCUUCGCUGCGACCAAGGCGAUCUAUCGCGCCCCCAACGAAGGAAACCGUGCCGUUUCUCAGCUCCGAUAGAUGAACGCUUUUGACAGAGAAGUCACAGAUUCUGAAGCGCGGGGCUGAGCACUUCAGAAGCGUUCUUAAGCCUCCCUCCACAAUCUCUGACGCUGCCAUCGACCGGCACCCCCAAGUGGAAAUCGACGUUGACCUGGAUGUCCCAGCCUCCCUUCCAGAAACCAUCCAGAAACAACUGUCCAGCGGGGAAGCACCGGGCUCCGACGCGAUCGCAACUGAAAUCUACGAUGACGGCUGCAAUCGACUGAUGAACAAACUGACGGCGCCAUUUCGGAAGAUGUGGCGAUGCGGGCAGAUUCCUCAGAAUUUCAAGGACGCAAUAAUCGUCCAUCUGUACAAGCAAAGGGAACCGACAACUCUGCGACAAUCGUGGGGGCAUCUCGCUGCUCAACAUCGUCACGAAGAUCUUCCCCCAAAUGCUUCCCAACCGCCUCAACGGUCAUCUAGAAUAAGGGCCUCUGCCGGAAAGUCAAUGUGGAUCCCGCUGACACAACACAAUCACCGACACGAUCUUAGACACCUGCCAGAUACAAUGAAGUGCCUGAAGAUGCGGAAUCACCUCCAUGCUACAUUCGUGGAUCUGAAGAAAUCCUUCAACACAGUGAAUCGUGAAGGAUUGUGCAGAAUCAUGCAGAAGCUCGGCUGUCCUGAGCGCUUCAUGCAUAUGUUACGUUAGCUUCAGGAUGGGAUGAUGACACGCAUCACAGACAACGACGCACUCUCCGAGGCAUUCGCAGUGAGAAAUGGGGUGGAACAGUAAGGGAACUAGUAAAGGCCGAGCCAUUGUCUGAACGAGCAUUUCAGGUAUCCCAAAAGUAGAGAAAACGGUUCGCAACUUGUUGAUUGAAGUCAGUGAAGAACAAGAAUUUCCUGUCGAAAUCGCAUCAAUCCAUUUAGUGUGGGCGUCAACUACCACCAAAACCAUAUGACCUUGGAAUGACCCAAAAUAAUCGACGUGUACCCUCUUCCACGGCGAGUCGGGUCAGACCCGAGGCUUCAAAGGAACCUUCCGUAAGGUCUUCUGUGUUAUUUGGUACACGUGACAUGCUUUCACCACGUUUUCUAUAUCUGCGUCAAUUUUAGGCCACCAAACAUAGUUGCGGGCGAGAGCUUUCAUUCUAACUGUACCAGGAUGGGCAUUAUGCAGGUCUUUGAGGAUGGCCCGUCGGCCUUGUGGUGGCACAACUACACGAAUACCCCAUAGUAUGCAUCCGUCUUGUAGACUUAACUCGUUCUGACGGCUGAAGAAUGGUUGAAAAUCAGGGGAGGUGGAGGGCGGCCAGCCAGAUUAUAAGGCUUUUUUUACCCGACUUAGGAGAGGGUCUCUCGAUGUCCACUGUCGAAUUUGUUGACAGGUUACAGGUGCGUUGACUAGGUUCUGCGAAAGAUUUAUGGUCUCAAAAACAGGUGCCCUGUUAAUGCCAUCGUCCACAAUAGGAAGCCUACUCAAGACGUCAGCCACUACGUUUGCACUACCUGUAAAGUAUUUCAUGGCAUACGUGUAUGCAGACAGGGUGAGUGCCCAUCGUUGCAUUCUGGGCGAGGACAUCUGUUGUAUCCCUCGUUUUUCUCCCAGCAGACCUAAGAGGGGUUUGUGAUCAGUGUGCAUCUCAAAGGGUCAGCCAAAAAGAUACAGGUGGAAGCGAUGUAGGACAAACAUUAUUGCCAAGGCCUCUUUAUCUGGUUGUGAAUAGUUGGUUUCCGUCUGUGACAUGGUUCUUAAUGCAAGGGCAAUCGGCAUCUCCGCACCAGAAGGCAUUCGGUACAUGAGAACCGCACCUACGCCGUACGGCGACGAAUCACAUUUCAGUAUGAUAGGCUUUUCGGGGUCACAAUGAACUAGGACAGAUGAGGAGUUAAGGGCCGCCUUUGCUCGUUCAAAAGCACUUUGUUCGACCUUCGACCAGUUCCAGCAACGAUUCUUUUCAAGUAGUCGAUAAAGGGGCUUUAGAAUUGUAGCCGAUUGAUUAAUAAAGCGAAAAAAGUGGGUAACUAACCCAAGGAAUAAACGCAAUUGACUAGUAUUGUUGGGGCGCGGCGCCGUCUUCAAGGCUUUGAGAUUAUGUUCGAGUGAAUGGAGGCCAGUUUUAUCCAUCCUGAAGCCCAGGUGUUCCACCCAAUCGGCAAGGAAAGUACACUUAACUUUCCUGAGUUCAGAACUUGUGUCUUCUAAACGUCCUACCACGAUGUUUGGAGUCUCCAGAUGACUAUGUUCAGAUGGGCCGGUAACUAAUAGAUCGUCAAGGUAUGCCCAAACGUGAGGUAUAUCCCUCACGAGGUUUUCCAUCAAGCAUUGAAAUAAACCAGGAGCAGAACUUGCUCCAAAUGAUAGUCUUUUGUAUUGGAACAAACCCCGAUGCGUAUUGAUGGUGGUGGCGUCUCCGGAUUCUGUAUCUAGGGCAACUUGGUUGUAAGCAUGCUUUAGGUCCAAAGUUGUAAACUGAUGACCACCCGAGAGGGAUGCGUACAGAUCCUCGAUGCGCGGGAGAGGAUAAGGGUUCAGUUUAGUUGCUGAGUUGAUUGUCAGCUUGUAGUCGCCACAGAUAUGCACAGAACCAUCGGAUUUAAGAACAGGAACUAUUCGGGCUGCCCAUUCCGAAUAUUGCACGGGCUCGAUUUUGUCCGCUUUCUGAAGGCGAUUCAGUUCUUCUUCGACCUUCGGUGCGACUGCAUAGGGAAAUGGACGAACUUUGAAGAACCGGGGCCGAAAAUCUGAUUGAGACUGGAACUUAACAGGUGGGCCGCGGUAGUGGGUAGCAGAAUCGUCACGAAGCAGUUCCUUAUGAUUUACCAAAAUGGAAUCUAGAACCGGAUUUUCGCCAAUCCGAUGUACAUAGGAUAGUACAGAAGGCACACAUUUAAUCCAAUUCCGUCCGAGGAGAUUUGGUUGCUGGCUUCCUCUCACCACAUGAACCGGCAAGUAAUGAAGUUCUCCAUCAUGCUCGACUUCGGCUGUAAAGAUCCCUCGAACCUCUACGUUCUGUCCAGUAUAACUACGGAAUGUUGAGCCAGCCAGAAGGAGGGAGGGUAAUUUCUGAAGAGAGGCCUCAUUGGUGAGAGUAACAGUUGAGCCAGUGUCGAUUUCAAACUUCACGGGAUGGCGAUCAACCGGAAGCGUGAUGGUGUAGGGCGAUUGGAGUGGCGUGUUGGCCGAAAACAUUCGGAGUAUCGCCUCGUCAUCCCCAGCUGGAUAAGGGUAGGUCGCAUGCGUGUUAUUGUUCGCCCGUCUUUUGGAGAAACACACUCGUUCGAUGUGGCCGAUUUUCUUGCAAAACUGGCAUACCGUCUUCUGGUGUCUACAAUAUGACCACCGGAUAUGAUGCUGACCACAACGGUAGCAGAAUGGUAAUUGUUUUGAGGGAGCUGAGGGUCGCUGCUUAGGUGAAGACAGCAGUGUUGACUAGGGAGACAGUCAUUUCAGAUUCCAAGGAUGCUAUCACUCCAUCGGUUGACUGAUUCAGCUGCUGAAGAUUUUCUCGCUCGCGCUCCUGAUGACUGGCGAUAUCACAGGCUUUCUCCUAUGACAAAUCCUUCCUCUCUAAUAAGAGAUUUUCCAGCGCUUUUUCAUCGCGCAGACCGACGAUCAACUGCUGAACGAGCAUUGCGUGCUCAAAGUUGUCUGCCUUGAUCUCUUUAUACCCACAGUCCUGGAUGGCGAGAGUCAGAUUACUAAUAAAAUCACUGACACAUUGACUGGAUUCUUGACACUUUUGACAAAACCGAUAGCGACUGAGAAAGAGUUGUCUUUUCCUCCCCACGCUGACUCGAGUUUUGUGAAGGCUGUUUGGAGAUCUAUAGCCUUUUGUAGAUUGAGGGCAUCGAAAUAUCGUUGUCCCAACUCUCCGAGAUUGGUCCGGAGGAGUUUCAGCUUAGAUGGGACGUCUAGUACAAUCGUGGGCAACAAAAUCGGGAGUAGUUCAAUAUAAUCCUCAAAUUUCUUCCUCCAUUGCAACCACGAGUCAUUUGAGGGCUUCUGGGUGUUCUUUGGCCAGGAAGGUAACGGUGUAGACAGCAAUGAAGACAUGUUCGUUAGGCUGUGCCGCCAAUGUUAUGUAUGCAAAACAGAAGGGUAAUUGGAAAUAGGACGUGUACUGAGUACGAGAGACUGUACAAGUGAUAAGGCUUGGGGAAACGCCGGGCAUAUGGCAAGGGGGACUGUCAUAGGCUGAUGGGUGGCAAUCAGCACAAAGAAUGUGUGAACAGGGGUCAUGACCUUGAUCGCUCGCUUGUCACGCGUUUGUGGCAUGAUGUCCUGACGACCCAGGCAGGAUACGCUGCAGGAUGCAUACUCGCUCUCACUCUUUUUAGCUUCAUGUGCUCUUCCAUGGUGAUGCUGAUGAUGAUGGUCACUUACCGCGAUGCGCACCCCGGGAUCCGCAUCAUCUAUAACAUCGACGAGCACCUUCUCAGCAGCGGGCGAAUGAGGGUCUCAAGACGUCUGUCCAUAGCUGCAAUCUAUGAUCUGCUCUUCGCCACCGACUGGGCACUCAACAGCACCACCGAAUAA
Spirometra erinaceieuropaei is the source of this 5405-nucleotide messenger RNA. The record is from the annotation of a GenBank genome assembly. Lineage: Eukaryota; Metazoa; Platyhelminthes; Cestoda; Diphyllobothriidea; Diphyllobothriidae.